AUGGAUAUCACAGUUAAUCCUGAAAAACGAAGAUUAAGGCGUACUUCCUUCCACAACAAUAAUCCAUUAAAUACUUCAAGCACUCAACCGCCUGAUACAAAUGCUUCUGGCUCCAUUACUUCAUCCCCUCCAUCUAAAGAAGAAUUGCAUCUAAUUAGAACUCAUACUUUUUCAACAUUACCUAGAUUAAAUUUGAAUACUCAAUUACCUAAAAUAAAUUCCUUUGUAAGAAAUGGUAGUCCUGAACCUAUAAGUCCUGAAUUUCAUACGUUUAUUAAAAGACAGUCUGAUAAUAAUAUUAUGAGCAACUCUGGGAAUGUAACAAGAGUAAGCUCUUUCAUUAGAACUCCUUCUGAUCCACUUUCACCUAUACAUACUACUUCUUUCCAUAAAAGUAAAUCAUUCGUGGUGAAAUCACCAAUUGGAUCCCGUACUAAUUCAUCUACUAAUUUAGCAAGUCAGGAUUCUGUCAUCUUUAAUCAUUCAAAUUCAAGAAGUAAUCUAAUGAACUUAUUUGAAAAGGAGUUACAUUUGAAAACUCUCAAUUUCCAAAAACCACCUAUUAGACAUAAGCCACAAGACUAUAAAUCUGCAUCUACAGGUACUUUUAGUAGUAUGAUGUAUUCUUCUGUUCCAUCUUCACCUUCUGAUAAUUAUAGUGUUAUCAUAGAUUCUACCACACCACUUCAUUUAAAAGGUAAUUCAAUUGAUAUCACCAAUUCUAAUAUAGAUAAUAGCAUACAACAGAAUUGUCCUUCUGCUAUUCCAAAACAUUUACAAGAGGAAAUUUGUAGAACGUCCAGUAGUCUUUCAGGUAAAAGUCCACCACGAGAUAAAUAUAAAAAUUGUUCAAAUGUUUAUAAAGAUAAAAAUCAAGAAAAGAUUAAAUCAGUUUCAAAUUCAUAUAAUAAAGAUAAUAAAAGAUUAGUAAACCAAUUUUUACAAUCAAUACAAUCGAAAUCAGAACUUUCAAUCAGUUCAAGUCCAACUGAAUCAGAAGAAAAUACGUUCCCUUUUAUGAAUAAAUAUUAUACUCAUGAAUAUAUAUCUAAUCAAAGUACUUCAUUAUCGGAUUUUUUAUACCUAGGUUUGGGUACUUCUACUAAAAAAUCUAUGAAAUAUCAAAGGGAAGUUUCUUCCAAGAAAGAAUCUUCCCCACCUAGAGUUCCCUUGUUAUCUGAUAUGAGGCAUAUGCGUCAAGAAACGAUGAAUUCCACGUUUUCACCAGCAUUCACAUUAUCUUCUUCAACGCCUUCUUCCUCGCCUUCUUCUAAAUCUCUUUCUUCAUUUAAUUCAGUAUCCAAAAAAAAAACUGAACCAAUAGACAAUAAUUAUACAAAUAUAUUAGAGAAUUACAUGAAUAUAGUCCAAGGAGAUGAACUGGCGACAUCUUUUAAUGUCAACGAAUUAAAUUAUUUGGAAAAUCAUAUUCAUUUUCAACUAUCCACUUUUGAAACAUUAUUAAAACAUAAUUUUGGCAAAUUGGCAUUAUUUGAUGAAAUCCAAUUGCAAAAUAAUUUAAAAGAUUUUGACAUGCUAAAGUUUGAUUUAAAAAAAGUUAGAACAGAAAUUGAAAACCUAUAUGAUUUAGUUAAAAAUAAAUACUUUACAAAGUUGGACGAAAAAUUUGAUGAAUCAGAUAAAAAUUCUUAUGCUUCCAAGAUUCAAGAAGAUAUGGAUAUCCAGGUUGGCAUUUUAAAUGCCUUAGAAGCAAGAAUGUCUUACUGUGCUGAAAAAUUAUCUCAGCAGAGAGAAACAAUGCGCCAAUUAGAUGAUUUAUUGCAAAACGAAUCAUAUGUUGAUAAACGUCAUGUUAGCCAUAUGAGAAAAAUGAUAUAUUUGAAUAAAUUGAUUGAUAUAGUGACUAUUUUUCUAUUGGUUUAUUUUAUAUAUUGUUUUUUCAAACAUUUUUUUGACUAA
Molecule: messenger RNA, 1920 nt
Organism: Henningerozyma blattae CBS 6284
Lineage: Eukaryota; Fungi; Ascomycota; Saccharomycetes; Saccharomycetales; Saccharomycetaceae
Exons: 1
Coding region: 1-1920 (639 amino acids)
Cellular component (GO): endoplasmic reticulum
Source: RefSeq, a predicted model, not a curated record